Messenger RNA from Mesorhabditis belari, 480 nucleotides. The record is from the annotation of a GenBank genome assembly. NCBI's taxonomy places the organism in Eukaryota, Metazoa, Nematoda, Chromadorea, Rhabditida, Rhabditidae.
AUGCGCCCGAUUUUGUUGAUUCUUGCACUCGUUUUAUUGCCGACAAUUGAAACAGCAAAGAAAAGGCCCAAAUUCCCGCACAAAGGCUUCGGAGUGGAGUAUUGCUUGAUCCCAAAGGCCGGAAGUGUCGUCACUCGCGCGAUUCUUUGUGAUGUCCUCAAAGAGUACAAGAAUGUCACGUACACACCUAAACUCGGGGCAAUCACCUGUGAUGCAAAUCACGACUAUCCGAAUGGAUGGCCGAAAUGGGUACGGUCUCGGAAAAAUAUCAUUUUCGCGGUCGUCCGCGAUCCGCUUGAGCGCUUUGUUUCCACAUACGAGUUCUUGUGCAAAUUCGCCAAAAUGUGUGCAACAAAAGUCAAAAACAUUCAUCAGUUUGCCAGUUGGGUGCAUCGUUUGCAAACGCUCGACUUUGCCGGUCGGAGACCUCGAUCGAGAAAUCUGGACGAGAUUGUGUGGCAUUCGUGGCCACAAACGAAG